Solea solea (common sole) is the source of this 1215-nucleotide messenger RNA. RefSeq names its product leucine rich repeat containing 39 (gene lrrc39). Gene Ontology annotation, molecular function: protein binding. The transcript is spliced from 8 exons. The record is from RefSeq and is a predicted model, not a curated record. NCBI's taxonomy places the organism in Eukaryota, Metazoa, Chordata, Actinopteri, Pleuronectiformes, Soleidae. Bases 199 to 1209 code for a protein of 336 amino acids.
AGGUUUGAGGUCAGAUUUCAGCUGAGGAGACACAUAAUGGAGGACAACUGUUAGUACUGUUACUAGUAUUGUUAGUAGCGUUGUUAGUACUAUCAGACUACUGCUGCCUAUAAGGAUGGUCAGAGGGAAGACGAGGCUGCAGCUCAGAGUCAGGUCAGCGAUCACCUCACCUGUCCACCUGUCCCCUGUGACAUCAUCAUGGUUGUCAUGGUAGGCGUGGUCAGCUCUGUUAAAGCUCUGUGGGAGAGCAGGAUCACGAGGAGCAGGGAGGAGCAGGAGGAAGUGGAGGAGCUGAGGAGAAGGAGGAAGGACAGACUGGAUGUCGGGGUGUGGGAGGAGCGGGCGACACUGGCUCAACUUAAACAGAAGCUGACGACUGAAGAUGGACGACUGGUCCUCCGCAUUGAACAGGAGGACUGGAAGUCUUUGCCAGACUGCCUCGUCCAGUUGUCUCAGGUCCAGGAGUGGCAGAUCCACCGGACUGGCCUGCAGAAGAUCCCUCACUUCAUCUCCAGCUUCCAGAACCUUCUGGUACUUGAUCUGUCUCGCAACGGGGUCACUGAGAUCCCCAAACAGAUUGGGAAGCUGACCCGGCUCAGAGAGCUGCUGCUGAGCUACAACAGAGUCCACUUUGUUCCUGAAGAGCUAAGUUGGUGUGAGAAUCUUCAGACACUGGAGCUGGCCAUGAACCGGGACCUGGAGCAGCUGCCAGACCAGUUCAGAAACCUGAAGAAGCUGCAGCACCUUGAUCUGUCCAUGAAUCACUUCUCCUCCGUGCCGGACUGUGUGGUCGGGCUACCGGCGCUCGAGUGGCUCGACAUGGGCGGCAACUGUCUGCAGUGCUUACCUGAGGACAUACACAGGAUGGAUAAGCUUCACUCUCUGUGGCUGCAGAGGAAUGAGCUGGAGAACCUUCCAGAGAACAUCAGCAGGAUGGCCAGUCUUGACACCUUGGUUGUCAGCGGUAACCGACUGAGAGACAUCCCCCCUCUGAUGGAGGACAUGUCCAACCUCAGGUUUGUGAAUUUCCGAGACAAUCCUCUGACUCUGGACGUGACGCCGUUGAAGACCAAUGACGAUGAGGACGAAGAAGGCGAGAUGUUUGGACGAGAGUUCAUGAAGACGUACAUCCAAGAGUCGAGGAAGAGGGCACACUGCCCUCAACCGUUAGUAGGACACACCCCUUCAAAGUCUAACCUGACAGGCUAACAUCAG